AUGCCAGUCCACUACCUUAUUCUACUCUCCCGGCAGGGCAAAGUGCGCCUCGCCAAGUGGUUUACCACCCUCUCCCCCAAGGAGAAAGCAAAGAUCAUCAAAGAUGUCACCCAGCUAGUGCUGUCCCGCCGGACGCGGAUGUGCAAUUUCCUGGAAUACAAAGACUCCAAAGUCGUCUACCGUCGCUACGCAUCCCUUUUCUUCAUCGCUGGCUGUGCCUCAACCGAUAACGAAUUGAUCACACUCGAGGUGGUGCACCGAUACGUGGAGCAGAUGGACAAAUACUACGGCAACGUGUGCGAGUUGGAUAUCAUCUUCAACUUCCAGAAGGCCUACUUUAUUCUGGAUGAGUUGUUGAUAGCGGGAGAAAUGCAGGAGACAAGCAAAAAGAAUGUCCUUCGUUGCAUCAGUCAGCAGGACAGUUUGGAAGACAUGGAGGUUGAGGAAGAUGUGGUCACCAAGAUCAUGUAA
Messenger RNA from Penicillium brevicompactum, 471 nucleotides. Its product is annotated as AP-1 complex subunit sigma. Lineage: Eukaryota; Fungi; Ascomycota; Eurotiomycetes; Eurotiales; Aspergillaceae. Bases 1 to 471 code for a protein of 156 amino acids. Gene Ontology annotation, cellular component: AP-1 adaptor complex; intracellular membrane-bounded organelle. The record is from RefSeq and is a predicted model, not a curated record. The transcript is spliced from 5 exons. Gene Ontology annotation, molecular function: clathrin-cargo adaptor activity. Gene Ontology annotation, biological process: vesicle-mediated transport; protein transport.